Molecule: messenger RNA, 13539 nt
Organism: Photinus pyralis (common eastern firefly)
Lineage: Eukaryota; Metazoa; Arthropoda; Insecta; Coleoptera; Lampyridae
Product: dynein heavy chain 2, axonemal-like
Exons: 48
Coding region: 1-13539 (4512 amino acids)
Biological process (GO): microtubule-based movement
Cellular component (GO): dynein complex
Molecular function (GO): dynein light intermediate chain binding; minus-end-directed microtubule motor activity; dynein intermediate chain binding
Source: RefSeq, a predicted model, not a curated record
AUGAGAAAAAGCUUAGAUGUACAACCCGAAGGAGAUCGCGAUUCCCUCUUUUCCGACGAGGAAGUACUAGAAAAGGUCGUCAGCGUAAUACUACCAGAUGUAGUAGAAGACUCGGGGAUUGCGUCCUAUACUGAUGAGGAGUUGAACGAAUUGGUGCAAGUGAUCAAAGACUUGACGGUUUUGUAUGAUUUGAGAGAUAGCGAUUGGACCUGCGAAAAUGGGAAGAUUGUGGAGGAAUUUUUCAUCGACCUGACCAUUCCUCUCAUAGUGGUAUACUUUAGAGAGGAUGACCUUGUGGUUUCGAGGGAGUUUCCGCGACAUCCGGUGGUUGAUUUGAUGUACUUCAUUAGAAGUCAUCGGGAAAGGUUUGAGCUUGCAACCGUGCACGACUGCCUCAACUUUGGUAACGUGCACGAUGAUGUCGAAGGUGCGGUUUUGGAUGUACUGCAAGUGGUCUACGCGCCCGCUUUGUUUAGCGCGACUACGUGGGCUGACAGCAUUAAACAUGACAUCUCUGGAGCGUUUCACACUUUCCUAGCGAAAGUAACGGACCUUUGUUAUCGUCUGCAAGGCAUAACUGUAGUUUACGUGCCGGAAGAAGGUGCGCAACUGUCACUUAAUCAAGCGCACAAAGACAAGGAUCUGAUUAAGAGACUAGAAGGCAUUGUGGUGUACUGGACGCGACAGAUACGAAUCACUCUGCAAGACCAAGACCAAAAUGUUGCCGAAGAUUUGCUUUGUCCAAUUGACGAAUAUGAGUUUUGGGUUUAUAGGUACGAAAAUCUUUGCGGACUGGAGCAUCAGAUGGGAAACCUAAAACUGAAGCAUGUAUGCGACAUUUUAGCUUUUGUACAGUCCACCCACGUUAACCAGUUUCUGUACGUGUUCGAAGAUUUACACUCCAACGUGCAAGAAGCAAAGUCAAACAUAGAAUACCUUCAGACCAUUAUCGAACCAUGCGCCGAACUAUUUCAGUUGCAAUCCCCACACGAAAUUCCAGAGAAGUUGGUGGAUAUUUUGAAUUUGUUCCGUUUCAUUUGGAUGCGUAGUCCCUAUUACAACACUAGGCAAAGGAUUACCACCCUAUGCAGAGGGUUGAGUAAUCAAAUUAUCAUACAAUGCAUUAACUUCAUCAAGCUGGACGUUGUGUUCAAGAGUAAGCAUAGUCGAGCUGCGAUCAAAAUGUUUCAAACCUGCAUUGACUGCUGUAUGGACUACAUCAAAAUGUAUGCUGUUGUAUCGGAAACCCACGCUCAAAGAAGCCAAACGCCAUGGGACCUUAACAAGGCGCCAAUUUUCAACCACAUCGACACAUUUAUCAAACGCUGCAGAGACAUGGUAGAAAUUUGCGAGUCGAUGAUAACGUUCGGUCGUUUCGACGAGGUCGAUCCGAUACCGGCGCCGAAAUUCGGAGGAACGCGCGGCCGCGAGUUUGAAAACUGGUGUCUAGAAAUCGAACGCGCAUUCCUUGCCAGUUUGGAGGACGUCGAAAAGCGCCAAGAACUGAUUUUGGACGUGCAGGAGUCCUCGUGGAACGACGUCAUUUUGAAAUUUCGAGGGGAGAUGAACGAGAUCGAAACGAUCAUUGAAAAUCUUGUUACGGCGAUCUUUAAGAGGGUGGUCAAUGUUGACGACGGCGUGGAAGCUUUGGCCGCACUCCACAAUUAUUCUACCAGGGAGUCUUUGAGGAAUUUGUUCGAUCAGAAAACUUGCUAUGUGUAUUCGCUGUUGAGAAGAAAUAUACAGGAGUGCAAGGAAGAUUUGGUUAGAGAAAAGGACAGCUGUCCUUCGUACUUUCCCUUUUAUGGCGGAAGGGCGUUAAUCGCCUAUUUGAAAAUGCAGUUCUUGAAAAAUCGGAAAACUGUUCUGGACAACGCCGCCUGGAUGAGACCCUGCAGUACUUCUGGAGACGUCUUCAAUCAGUACCAUCACGUUUCCACGUCGAUAGAGCAUCUCAUAAGAGAUCUCUUUCAAGAGUGGAUACGCAGUAUCGAAGGUGACGUCAUUACCAAACUGAGCAGGUCUUUGAUGAAUCGUAGCGUUACCAAGAUAGGAAUGUUGGAGUGUAACAUUGACCGUACUCUUCUGGAAAUGUUUCGCGAGAUCGCCUACUGGGAGGCGCUGAAUUUCGAAAUUCCUGGCUACCUGCAGUUCGUGCGCGAUAGAGCGGAGCAAAUUUCGAUGGUCUAUGAAAGCGUGCUGUCGGUUGUAAUGGACUACAACAAAAUUAUUGCCGCGUUGACGAGUGAGGAGCUAAUGCUUUUUAAGCAGCUCAUCGGGAAUGUGGAAAAGAAGAUCUUGCCCGGACUUUCCAAGCUAACGUGGUCGGCGGAUGUUGGCGACGCUUAUGUUGCAGAAUGCUGCGCCGCAACUGCUCAGUUGCAAGACUUUUUGGACGACUACAAAUCUAGCAAUCUUCAAAUAAUCCUAUUGUGCGAGAAAAUCUGCGACACCUCCCUGAUAUGUCUGCGGCCAAACUACGCGUACAACCUGAUCGAACUAAUAAAAGACAUGAGCCAGUACAGAAAUGAAACGAUCGACACGAUUGUAAAGUACUACCAAGAGAUAAUUCAAUACGUGGUGCUGAUUUACGAGGGAUUCGAGAGUCAGAUUCACUUGAUGGGUGAUCGCUGGGUCUCAUAUAUUCACAACAUCGACGUAGUCAUCGAGGAGGCACUGAGGAUAUGUACGAGGAACUCUUUACGCACUAUGCACUUGGCGUUGCAUGGAGAUGGUGGCACACAACCUUCGCCCAUACUGCGACUCGAAGCCACACUGAAGAGCAACAGGAUUCACUUUGACCCAUCUCUAGCCGAUGUUGCUCGUGUAAUAUCGAAUAUUUUGCCCAGCAUUACGAGCACAUUGCGAUCUUUGCCGAGGCUGGUAGAAAAAUUCGACAUUCAAACGGCAUACGUUCGCCCUUUCCACAUAGUGAUCGGUGCAGAUCGGGAAUGCACGAGGCUCCAAUCGCUUUUGAGUGAAGAGGUGAAUGUAAACGUUCAGCACAUGCAAAGCUACCUCGCCAUCUGGGAGCCAUUCCGCGACAUGUGGGAGGUGGACAAGGAGCGCUUCAUCGGACGCUACGAGCUUUCAAAACCCAAGGCGAUGCAGUUCGAUUCCAACAUCGGCCGAUAUACUGAGGUGGCAAAUAACGUGCAAAUCCAGGAGUCGACAACCGCUGUUCAUUUUAUCGUCGUCAACUCCGUCGAACUGAAGCGCGCAAUUAUCGAGCACUGCGUUGAGUGGCAGAGCAAACUGUGCGCCUUGCUGAAGAAGUUAACGUACGAACAAAUUAACCACGUCUACACUUACAUAAACACAAACACGGAAAUAGUGAUGCGCCAACCUCAAACGUUGGAGGAGAUGACGGUGGCACUGAAGUACUUUGACGAGGUGAUUAUGGAAGCAGACGUCUUUCCCGAACAAUUUCCGCCAAUCACCGAUCAAAUUAUCACUUUGGAUAAGUACAACGUGGACAUAAGCGAAGAGAUGCGCAAUUUGGAGAAGGAGAUACCGACGGCGUGGAUAAAGUAUUUAGAAACCCUGGAGGAAGCUGAAAAAUUGCUUGGACAGUCCAAGGAAAGUUUCAGAGCGGGUUUGUUGGAGAGUGCAGAAAUGUUGCGGCAAGAUGGCAUAGCGCUAUUUGAUACCUUCCUACGAACCGGUCCCUUUUCGAGUACGAUGAAGGCAAAAGAUGCACUGUCUUACAUAAUGGCCAUGAGGGAACACCUAAAAGCGCUUAGAGAGAAAGAGGCACAGUUGAGGAAGGACUUGGGGAUAUUCGAUCUGAGUCUUCCCGAAUCGUUGGAAUUGCAGGCGUUGGAAGCGGAACUGGACGCUAUCGAAUUGGUGUGGCAACUUACGGACGAGUGGGAUACCGCGUGGGAGAACUGGAAGAAUUCGGCCUUUUGGGACAUCAAAACCGAAGAUAUGGAGGACAUCGCGCAAACCCUAUUCCGGAAAUUGACCCGCCUUUCAAGAGAACUGAAAGAUAAAGGGUGGGACAUAGUGGACCACACCAAAGCGCGAGUCGAUAACUUUAGGAAAACUCUCCCGCUACUAACUGACCUGAAAAAUCCGUCGAUGCGUGCAAGGCACUGGGAUCGAGUUAGGGCGGCUAUGAAUAGGGAUUUUGAUGAAAAUUCGGCCGAUUUUAACCUGGAGGCGAUCAUCGCAAUGGAGAUGCAGCUUUACGCCGACGAAAUUAAUGAGAUUUCUAAUGCCGCCACUAUGGAGUUGCAAAUUGAGAAAGGUUUGGAGAGCAUAAGGGCUUUGUGGGAGGUGAUGAUCUUCGAAAUCGUCCCGCAUAAAGAUACCGGGGUUUUUCGAAUCAAGUCGGUUGACGACUGCUUUCAAGCGCUGGAGGAGAACAUGCUGCAGUUAUCCACGAUGAAAAGCACGCGAUACGUUGAGCCCUUCAUAAAGGAUGUGGACUACUGGGAGAAAACGCUGUCUUACGUUAUGGAAACGCUAGAAGUUGCACUAGUCGUGCAAAGACAGUGGCUAUACCUCGAGAACAUUUUCGGCGGGGAAGACAUUCGCAAGCAACUUCCCCAAGAAAGUCAGGACUUUGAAGAUCUAACGCAGGACUGGAUCCAAAUCACCACGGCGAUGUACCAAGCGGGUACGGCUCUGAGAGCAACCCACAUCCAACCACCGCCGGCCCUACUCAACGUGAUGAACAAAAUGAACGACCAACUGGAGUUGAUUCAGCGUGCCCUCGAACGAUACCUGGAGACCAAGAGGCACAUUUUCCCCCGCUUCUAUUUUAUUUCGAACGACGACAUGUUGGAGAUUCUUGGCAAUUCUAAAAAACCGGAAGCCAUACAGCCGCACUUCAAGAAGCUGUUCGACAACAUCAACAAGAUUAAGAUACAAAAGAACACAAUUUUGAAUAAAAUGGAGUCGAUCGGAAUGACCUCGGAGGAUGGGGAGUACUUGGAGUUUACCAGGUCGGUGAUAUUAGACGGCCCCGUUGAGAUGUGGUUGUGCGAUAUUGAGACGGCCAUGAGAGCGAUACUGCGUGCGUUGUUUAAGCCGUGCCGAAGUGAUCUGAAGAGGAAUCUGCACUCGAGAGAUAAGUGGUUGCUGUCCAACUGCGGGCAACUUUGCAACGCAUGCAGCCAAAUUCAGUGGACGACUGAUUGUACCAGAGCACUGGUACAUUGUAAGAUCAUGGAAAGUAAGAAGCCGCUGAAGAAACUGCGCAAACAACAGAAUCAGGUUUUAAACACGUUAUCAGAGCUCAGUAGGAGAGAGCUGCCCAAGAUCCAAAGACUGAAAACCAACUCGUUGAUAACAAUUGAAAUUCACUCUCGCGACGUUAUCGAUCGGAUGUACAAAGCCAAUUGCCGAGAUGUAGGUAGCUUUGAGUGGUUUUCCCAGUUACGUUUCUACUGGGAUCGGGAAUUGGACGAUUGUUUAAUUCGACAGACCAAUACACACUUCAUGUACGGUUACGAGUACAACGGUAACUCGGGACGUUUGGUCAUCACCCCACUUACAGACAGAUGCUACAUCACGCUGACGACGGCCCUGCAUCUGUUCCGCGGCGGUAGCCCGAAAGGCCCGGCCGGAACCGGGAAAACGGAAACGGUCAAGGACCUGGGCAAAGCGAUGGGCAUGUGGGUGAUUGUCAAUAAUUGCUCGGAAGGUUUAGACUACAAAAGUAUGGGAAAGUGUUUUUCGGGUUUGGCGCAGACCGGAGCCUGGGGUUGUUUUGACGAAUUCAAUCGUAUCAAUAUUGAGGUGCUUUCCGUGGUGGCUCAGCAGAUUUUGUGCAUUCUGCAGGCGAUUUCACAAAAGCAGACCUCUUUGGUGUUUGAAGGUAUCGAAAUCAAGAUAAAACAUACGUGCGGAAUUUUUAUCACGAUGAAUCCCGGAUACGCCGGCCGAACUGAGCUGCCCGACAAUUUAAAGUCGAUGUUUCGCCCCAUAUCGAUGAUGGUGCCCGAUAAUUUGAUUAUCGCCGAAAAUACGCUGUUCAGCGAUGGGUUUCAAAACACAAAGUUGUUGGCCAAGAAGGUCUUCACCUUGUACCAGCUGGCUCAAAGGCAGCUGAGCAAGCAGGACCAUUAUGACUUCGGUUUAAGAUCCAUGGUGGCUCUCUUGCGGUACGCCGGUCGUAAGCGAAGAGUUCACUCGGAUUUCCCUGAAGAGCAAGUCGUCUACCUUGCGAUGGCGGAUAUGAACAUCGCCAAGUUCACAUCGAACGAUCUUCCCUUAUUCAACGGGAUUAUGUCGGACAUCUUUCCCGGAGUUUCCGUUCCCGUCGUAGACUACGAGGAAAUGAACAAUGCCAUUCGGGCCGAGUUCACACUUAUGGGUCUGCAGUCUAUCAAGAAGGCGAUGAUUAAAGUAAUUCAAUUGUACGAAACAAAAAACUCGCGUCACUCAACUAUGAUACUCGGCAAGACCGGGACCGCGAAAUCGGCGACGUGGAAGUGCCUGAAGGCGUCAUUGGGUCACCUAAAAAAGGCAGGAAAACCAGGUUACAAUGUGGUUUACGAGUACCCGAUUAAUCCAAAAGCUCUGAGCCAAGGAGAGUUGUAUGGGGAAUACAAUCUAAGCACGAACGAGUGGUUGGAUGGCGUCAUAAGUGCUACAAUGCGCCAGACUUGCUCAGAGGAGACUCCGGACGAGAAGUGGAUACUCUUCGACGGACCAGUCGACGCAGUCUGGAUCGAGAAUAUGAACAGCGUGAUGGACGAUAACAAGGUUCUGACUUUAAUUAAUAGCGAUCGCAUCACUAUGCCCGAGCAAGUCUCGCUCCUCUUCGAAGUCGCAGAUUUAACAGUGGCCUCACCCGCGACCGUCAGCCGAUGCGGCAUGGUCUACAAUGACUACAAGGAUUGGGGGUGGCGACCGUACAUAGCAUCCUGGAUUCAAAAACAGGAAAAGAGGGGGAAACAGUUUCAGGAACUUAUGAAAUCAUACUUUAUGAUCUACCUGGGAAUGGUGCUCGAGUUCAAACGGUUUAAUUGUAAGGAGCCAGUCCCUUGUGAGGAGCUACAUUACGUGGCGUCGCUCUGUCGACUGCUGGAAGUUUUCGCUACUCGAGAAAAUGGAGUGGAUCCCAAGAAUGAGGAUACAUUUGAAGAUAUGGCGAAGCAAUGGUUUCUUUUCUGCUUAAUCUGGUCCGUAUGUUGUACUGUUGAUGAAGAUGGUCGCAGGAAGAUAGACGCAUUCAUUCGCGAGAAGGAAGGAGCGUUUCCUCUAAAAGAUACCGUUUACGAGUAUUUUGUCGAUGUCAAGAAGAAGGCGUUUUCGUGUUGGGAGGACAAAUUGAACGAGAAUUGGCGCUACCCAGCCGAGGCGCCGUUUUUUAAGAUCAUAGUACCGACAGUAGACACAAUUAGAUAUCAAUGCAUCGUCGAGACCUUACUUGCAUCCGGUUAUCCAUCUUUACUCACAGGUCCUGUGGGAACAGGCAAAACUUCAACUGCGCAGUCGGUGUUGUUCAGUCUCGACCCCGUUAAAUUCUCAGUACUAAACGUCAACCUUUCCGCUCAAACCUCCUCCGUUAACGUCCAAGAAACGAUCGAAAGCAGGCUAGAGAAGCGUACCAAAACCACUUUUGUGCCCGCUGGCAAUAAAGUAAUGGUAACCUUCUUCGACGACUUUAACAUGCCAGCGAAGGAGACCUACGGAUCUCAGCCACCCCUUGAAUUACUUCGGCAGUGGAUCGAUUACGGCUUUUGGUACGACAGACAGAAACAAACGCGGAAAUAUGUCCAGAACAUGAUGCUAAUGGCAAGUAUGGGACCUCCGGGUGGCGGACGGCAGAGCAUAUCGGAAAGGACGUUAAAUCGGUUUAACGUUAUCAACAUGACGUUUCCUACAGAAUCACAAAUUAUUCGAAUCUUUGGCACGAUGCUGGCUCAGCACCUCUCCAACUUUCCAGAGGAAGUAAAGGUGGUGCGACAGGAGAUCACGCUCACAACCAUCGAUCUCUACAACAACGUGAUCGCGAAAAUGCUGCCAACUCCCGCAAAGAUGCAUUACCUGUUCAAUUUACGCGACAUAUCCAAGAUCUUCCAAGGACUCCUCCGAAGCCACAAGGAUUACCAAAAUACCAAAAAUUCCAUUCUGCGACUGUGGAUACACGAAAGCUUUAGGGUCUUUUAUGAUCGCCUCAUCGAUGACAGGGAUCGCGAAUGGUUCUACAGCCAAAUGAAUGACCAACUCGGUGCGCACUUCGACCAAACCUUGCACGCGCUAUGCACCAACAAGGCAAUACCGACCUUUGGCGAUUUCCUAAACUCCUUCGGCAUAUACGAAGACAUUAUGGACUACGGCGUCCUGAAGCAGUAUAUCGACCACCAGAUGGCCGAAUACAACGUGUCACCCGGCGUGAUUCGAAUGGACUUGGUCUUGUUUCGCGAUGCCAUCGAGCAUAUUUGCAGAAUAGUGAGGGUCAUCUCCCAACCAAGGGGAAACAUGCUACUCGUCGGCAUCGGCGGAAGUGGUCGGCAGUCACUGUCCCGGAUCUCUUCUUUUAUUUGUCUUUUGAAUACCUUCCAAAUAACUGUGACGAAAAACUACAAGGUGGGCGAAUUUCGCGAAGAUCUAAAGACGCUCUAUUCGGUAACGGGCGUGUUUGCUCGACCCACGACAUUUCUGUUUAAUGACACCCAAGUGAUGAACGAGCAGUUCCUGGAGAUUAUUAACAACAUGUUAAGCAGUGGCGAGGUGUCCAAUUUGUACAAGCCUGAUGAAUUUGAAGACAUUAAAAACAAGCUAUCGGGAGCAGCGACAAGGGCGGGAAUCAUGCCAACCACCGAAGCCAUGUACAAUUUUCUAAUUGAGAGAGUAAGAGAAAACCUUCACAUCGUCCUGUGUAUGAGCCCAAUUGGUGACGCAUUCCGAGUGCGCCUGCGUCAGUACCCUUCGCUGGUGAAUUGCUCAACGAUCGACUGGUUCUGCGAUUGGCCGAAGGAAGCACUAUUGGAAGUCGCUCAAAAGUACAUUGGUGACGUCAACUUCGUCGCGACAAUUACGGGCGAUACAUUGGAAAAACGCAAAGCUUCAGUUUUACUGUCGACGCAAGAUCGGCUAAAGCAGGCCGUCGCGCUAGCCUUUGCCACAAUUCAUGAUUCCGUCGCAAAGUGCUCGAAACGUAUGGCCGACGAAAUGAAGAGGCGUAAUUACGUCACCCCAACUAACUACCUUGAGCUGGUCGCCGGGUAUAAGAUCAUGCUACGUGAUAAACGUUCCGAAAUAGCGAGCCAAGCCAACAAGCUGCGGAAUGGGCUGUGGAAGAUCGACGAUUGUCGGGCGAAAGUCGAGCUGAUGUCACAGGAGCUGGAAGUGGCCCAGAUCAAAGUGGCGGAGUUUCAAAAGCAGUGCGACGAUUAUUUGGUGAUCAUUGUCUCGCAACGCAAGGAGGCGGAUGAACAGGCGAAGGAAGUGGCCAUUACCAGCAUUAAAAUUGGAGAAGCGGAGAUUGAAUGUAAGAAACUGGCGGAAAUCGCGCAAGCCGAUUUGGACGAGGCAAUGCCAGCCCUUGAAGAAGCCAUACAAGCACUAGACGCGCUGAAUAAAAAAGAUAUCUCCGAAAUGAAAUCUUACGGAAAACCACCGUAUAAAGUGGAGAUGGUGAUGGAGGCCGUCAUGAUUCUAAAACAGCUCGAGCCAACCUGGGCUGAGUCGAAACGGCAAUUGGGCGAACAGAAUUUCCUGAACGAUUUAAGGGAGUUCGACAAGAACAACAUAUCCGACAAGACUUUGAAGAAAAUUGCCACAUACACGUCAAAUAAGGAGUUUGUCCCUGAAAAGAUCGGCAUCGUGUCACUAGCCGCGAAGUCGCUGUGCAUGUGGGUCAUUGCCAUUGAGAAAUACGCUAAAGUCUGGAAAGUGGUAGCGCCCAAGAAAGCUCGUUUGGAUGAAGCUAUGGAGUCUCUCCGACUGCAGCAAAAACUCCUGGCCGAGGCCCACGCGAAACUGGCCGAGCUUAAUAUGAUGCUCGCGAAACUGCAGAGGGAGUAUGAAGAGAAAUUGCUGCAAAAGGAGGAGCUGAACAGAAAGGCUGAAAUGUUACGGUUGAAAUUAGAAAGGGCUGCAAUGCUCGUAUCGAACUUGGCGGGAGAACGCGAACGGUGGUACACGACCGUAUGUACGCUUGACGGCCAGUUUGCUGAUUUACCAGGCGAUUGCUUGUUGGCCACUGCCUUUGUCUCGUACUUGGGACCGUUUGUGUCUCAAUAUCGUGAAAGUCUGGUCGACUUUUGGAAGCAACAGGUACUCGAGCUAGAGAUUCCCUUCGACGAAGAGUUCAACGUAAUCAAAUUCCUAAUCGACCCCACGACGAUCCGUGAGUGGAACAUACAAGGUUUACCAUCGGACGGUUUCAGCACAGAAAACGGAAUCAUCGUCACCCGGGGCACUAGAUGGCCGCUCGUGAUUGAUCCGCAAACGCAAGCGCAGAAGUGGAUAAAGGCGAUGGAGAGGAAAAAUGGCCUAAAGGUGAUUGACUUCGGCAUGCACGAUUAUAUGCGAACACUCGAAGCUGCCAUACAAAAUGGCAAACCAGUCAUACUGCAGAACAUUCUCGAAGAAAUGGAUCCGUCGCUUAAUCCCCUCUUGAACAAAGAUAUAGUCAAACAAGGAGGGCUAGAGUAUCUUAAAUUCGACGAAAAACUGAUAACAUAUAACUGGAAAUUCAAGUUCUUCAUUACAACCAAGCUGACUAACCCGCACUACCCGCCGGAAAUCUCGACCAAAACCACCCUCGUCAAUUUCGCCGUGAAGCAGCAGGGACUGGAGGCGCAACUCCUAGGUGUCGUCAUUAGAAAGGAGCGGCCCCAAUUGGAGGAGCAAAAGGAUAAGAUGGUGACGACAAUCGCUCAGGGCAAACGUACCUUGAUCAAUUUAGAAAACGAGCUGCUGAGAUUACUGAACGAAUCGAAAGGUUCGCUUUUGGAUAACGCCGAGCUCUUUGAUACCCUACAGGUGUCGAAAGCGACCUCAAUUGCAGUACAAGAAAGCUUGGAAGUCUCCGAAACCACAGAGAUUCAAAUUGACAUGGCCAGAGAGGGAUAUCGACCGUGCGCCGAAAGGGCUUCAAUCCUCUUCUUUGUGCUAAACGACAUGGGGAAAAUUGAUCCAAUGUACCAAUUCGCCUUAGACUCGUAUAUUUUACUGUUCUCCCAGUCGAUCGAUAAAAGCCCCAAGUCGAACCACCUACCUCAGCGAAUAUCCAAUUUGAAUGAUUAUCACACAUACGCCGUUUACCAGAACACCUGCAGAACUCUCUUCGAGCGCCACAAGCUUCUAUUCUCAUUCUACAUGUGCAUCAAAAUACUGGAAGCACAAGGAAAAAUCGUACCGCACGAAUACAACUUCCUUCUAAAGGGAGGAGUAGUGCUAGACAGAGAGAACCAACCGGAUAACCCGUGCAGUAAGUCCAACAUAAACUUCAGCUCGCACGGCUUUUACAUUUCAGGUUGGCUAAACGGGGAAGGCUGGGACAACGUCACGGAACUGGAUAAACUGCCCGGUUUCCACGGUGUUGUCGGUUGUUUCGAGCAGUUCACGCGCGACUGGCGCGAUUGGUACAUACACACGGAACCGGAAACCUUGCCUUUAAUCGACGAAUGGGAGAAUAUCUGUAAUGAGUUCCAACGAAUGCUCUUCGUACGUUCCGUUCGGCAAGAUCGCCUCUCGUUUUGCGUCAUGAAUUUUAUAAUUAACCAGUUAGGGCCGAAAUUCGUAGAGCCGCCGGUUUUAGAUGUCAAGGCCGUCUUUGAGGAGUCUAUCCCGCAAACUCCCUUAAUAUUUGUCCUGUCACCAGGUGUAGAUCCUACAGGUGCGCUCAUUUCCUUUGCAGAUUCAUUAGAUAUGGGCGAUAACUUUCACACGCUCUCCUUGGGCCAAGGACAGGCACCGAUCGCGACGCGCUUGAUCACCACGGGAAUUAAGGAAGGCAACUGGGUCUUCUUGGCAAACUGCCAUCUCUCGCUGAGUUGGAUGCCAAAGCUGGACAAAAUAGUUGAGACCAUCCAGACCGCCAAGGUCCAUCCAGAUUUUAGACUCUGGUUAAGUUCGAAUCCCAACCCCGAUUUUCCUUUGUCCAUUUUGCAAGCUGGCAUAAAAAUGACCACUGAACCGCCAAAGGGCAUUAAAGCCAACCUAAAGCGGAUGUACCAAAUCAUAACGGAGGACCAGUUCAAUCUCUGCCAGGCCAGGGAGAAAUACAAGAAGUUGCUGUUUGGCCUGUGUUACUUUCAUGCAAUACUUUUGGAACGGAAAAAGUUUCAGCAACUUGGCUGGAAUGUCAUUUACAGUUUUAAUGACGCCGAUUUUGAGGUAUCGGAAAAUUUGCUAUCGAUCUACUUGGACGAGUAUCCAAUAACACCUUGGGAUGCGUUGAAGUAUCUAAUUGCCGGUGUAAAUUACGGUGGUCACGUAACAGACGACUGGGAUAGGAGACUCCUUCUGACCUAUAUCGAUCAAUAUUUUUGCGAGGAUUCUCUAAGUACUCCUUACUAUCGGCUUUCGUCUCUGGCAACAUACUUCAUACCACGCGACGGGUCGUUACAGUCAUACAUUGACUAUAUCAACGUUUUACCCAAUUCCGAUCGGCCCGAAGCUUUCGGCCAACAUCCAAACGCGGACAUUACGUCGCUUAACUCAGAAACGCGACUAAUGUGCGAAACGCUAAUGUCCUUACAAAUACAGGCCAGUAGCAGCGCUGCCGAAUCGAAGGAAGAGAAGGUAUUACAAAUGGCCGCAGACGUUUUGCUUAAAAUACCGUCGCCCAUCGACUAUGAGACCACGGAUAAACUGAUCGGCGCUGAAAAAAGUCCGUUGGACGUUGUGCUUCUCCAGGAAAUUCAAAGGUACAACUUACUGCUUGUAGGCAUACGCUUGUCCCUGAACGAACUUCAGAAGGGUAUAAAAGGCUUGGUGGUGAUGUCGUCUGAGCUGGAAGACAUUUUUGUGUGCAUUGACGAAGGACGAGUACCUUCACCUUGGUUAAAAACUUAUCCGUCGCUGAAACUAUUGGGAUCGUGGACCAGAGAUUUGGUCGGGCGAGUAGAACAUUUCUUACAAUGGGCAGAAACAAUCAAACCGCCUCUAUUUUUCUGGUUGUCGGCGUAUACCUUCCCCACUGGGUUUUUGACCGCGUGUUUGCAAACAGCGGCGCGUGGAAUGGAGGUUCCCAUAGACACGUUGGGUUGGGAGUUCACGGUUUUAACCGUUGAAGAGCACGCAAUCGUCGAAAAACCCCCAUUGGGGGUCUACGUAAAAGGUCUCUACCUUGAAGGUGCCGGCUGGGAUAAAAAGAAUGCCAUCCUGAUCGAGCCUCUACCGAUGCAGUUGGUGUGCGCAAUGCCUCUAAUUCAUUUCAGACCGGUGGAACAACUCAAAAAAAGAACGCGAGGAUUGUAUCAAUGUCCCGCUUAUUACUACCCCAUCCGUACAGGAAUGCAGGGAUGGCCCGCCUUCGUCGUGGCGGUCGAUUUGAAAUCAGGUACGGAAAAUUCUGAUUUCUGGGUUAAAAGGGGUACAGCGUUAUUACUUAGUUUAUCUAAUUGA